GGUGGCGUCUCCCCUCUCUCCAGAAAGGGCAGUAGCAACAAAUACAGAUGACGUAGCCUUCCCAAGGAUUUAUCAGCUAAGCAGAAAAUGAGCUUAACAUCCUGGUUUUUGGUGAGCAGUGGAGGCACCCGCCACAGGCUGCCACGAGAGAUGAUUUUUGUUGGAAGAGAUGACUGCGAGCUGAUGUUGCAGUCACGUAGCGUGGACAAGCAACAUGCUGUAGUCAACUAUGAUUCUUCGACUGAUGAGCACUUGGUGAAGGAUUUAGGCAGUCUAAAUGGGACAUUUGUGAAUGAUGUAAGGAUUCCUGAACAAACAUACAUAACCUUAAAACUUGACGAUAAAUUGAGAUUUGGAUAUGAUACUAAUCUUUUUACUGUAGUCAGAGGAGAGUUGAGAGUCCCCGAAGAAGCACUUAAGCAUGAGAAGUUUACAAGUCAGCUUCAGUUAUCCCAAAAAUCCUCAGAGGUAGAAGGUUCAAAGCCAACCAGUGCCAAAGCUGUGGAGCCAAAAGUACAAGAUGCCAUUGCUGAAGUGCACCACAAAGCUGUAGAGGCACUAAAAUCUGAAGAUAAAUCUACAGAUCUUUCUGCCAUGCCUCGGGGUACCCCAUUAUAUGGGCAACCGUCGUGGUGGGGUGAUGAUGAAGCUGAAGAAGAAAAUGGCUACAAACACGAUGGUAAACCUGAAGAGAAAAUACAAGAAACUGGAGUUUUAGGAUGCAGCACAGAUGGCAAGCAAGCUGAGGAGCAAUCUGCAGCUGCAAGUGAAGAAGAGCCUUAUCCUUUUUGUAGGGAGCCAAGUUAUUUUGAAAUCCCUACAAAGGAAUUCCAGCAGCACUCUCAAAUGCCAGAGGGUACUAUUCAUGAGAUCCCAACAAAAGACAUACACAUAGCAGGGGCAGGGCAUGCUUCAUUUACUAUUGAAUUUGAUGACAGCACCCCAGGAAAAGUAACCAUCAAAGAUCAUGUCACAAAAUUCACUCCAGAUCAGCGCCACAAGCCUAAGAAGCCUUCUCCUGGCACUCAGGAUCUUCCUGGGCUUCAGUCUGUGAUGAUGGCACCAGAGAGUAAAGUGGCAAACUGGUUAGCACAAAACAAUCCCCCAACAAUGAUCUGGGAAUCAACAGAGGAAGAGUCCAAAAGUAUUAAGAGUGAUGUUCCAGUCUACUUGAAGAGACUGAAAGGAAAUAAACAUGAUGAUGGGACACAGAGUGAUUCAGAAAACGCUGGCGCCCACAAGCAUUACUGUAAGCGAUCAGUGCUUGAAGAACAGUUAAGGCAUCAUUACACUGAACAAAAAAAGCAGCAGGCAAAAGCCCAGGAGACAGGAAAACACCCAGACCAACCCGCUUUAAGUCAGACUGCUUUUAUGAUUGAGUUUUUUGACGAAGGCCAUCCCCGGAAGAGGCGAUCUCAUUCCUUUUCUCAAAAUGUGGGAGCUUUGUGCCCUGAAAUGCCUUCUCCGUCGCCUCAUACAAAAACUGAAAAAGUGAGACCCGCAGCGAGUGAUUCAAAAGGGAAUCAGUUACCUUUGCAGCUUGGCUCUACCCAACAAAGACCAGCACAUGCAAAACUUUUAAAGCAAAAAUCAGAAGAACCUUCUGCUGUGUUGCCUUUCUUACAAACUGCCUUGUUAAGAAGUUCUGGAAGCCUUGGACAUAGACCAAGCCCAGGCGAUGAUAUGGAGAAAAAUUUAAAAAGCCAGGUAGCGGCAGUAACUAUUGAAAAGGAUGAUGAUGACCAAAGUGAUAAAGGUACUUACACUAUUGAGCUGGAAAACCCCAAUGCUGAGGAAGCAGAAGCUCGCAAGAUGAUCAAUAAGGUUUUUGGAGUGGAUGAAAGCCAGGAUUAUAAUAGGCCUGUUACCAGCGAAAGCCAGAAAGAUUUAGUAAGAGAUUGGGCUAUAAAUUCUGCUACAAUAGUGAUGGAAGAAAAAAGACAACUGAGUACCACUGGAUUUCUUGACACAGAGGAAAGCACUGGUACGUCUGGAAGCAAACGCUGGGUGUCGCAGUGGGCCAGUCUAGCUGCUAACCAUACAAAACAUGAUGAAAGUGAAUUGCGCUUAGAAUCAUCUGCUUCUCUAGAAAAUGAUGCUGAAAUUAGUGAAUCUGGAAUAUCUGUUAGAAGUGCUGGCUCAGUUACCUCUUUGACCAGCCUAGGAGAUCGAAAAAGAAGAACACUUCCACAAUUGCCAAAAGAGGAAAAUGUUACAGAUGGCCAAAAAACAAAGGUUACAACCCAUCAGAGAUCGGAGAUAGGAGAAAAACAAGACACUGAACUUCAAGAGAAAGAAACUCCAACUCAUACCCCAAAAGAAAUAGGACAGGAUAUUGAGAAAAACCUCACUAAAACCAGCAGAGUAGUGAAUGGCCUUUCUCCUAAAGGUGACAAGACAUUUUUUCAUUCCAACGGUUCUUCUCCCUCUGGCAAAGAGAGAAGUGAAAAUGGCCAGGAAGCAUCUAUGGUGAAGCAAACUUUAGCUAAAAUUCAACAGCAAGAACAAAGUGAGCUAACCCACUGGAUCCCCACCAAAUUGUCUUCUGCAAAAUCAUCAAAUCAGUUUGAAAAACCGAGAGAGGAGAUUUCAGUUUCCAAUAAAAUAGGCAAUAAAGAAAAGACAUCGGGACGAGGUGCAGGCAAAACCGAAAUGAAGGCUGCACAAAGUGAAGGGAAAAGAAGAAAAGCUGAGGAAACUACAAAAAGUCAAAUUACAAAAGGAUUUGGUGGUGAUAAAAAAGAAGCAUCAAAACCAUUAGUGAGACAAGGCAGUUUUACUAUAGACAAACCAAGCACAAAUAUACCAAUAGAGCUAAUCCCUCAUAUUAAUAAACAAACUGGAAGUACUCCACCAUCUUUUUCUUUAACAUCCACAAGUAGAAUAUCUGAAAAAAGUGAUUCUGUGGAAACAGAUUCUAGUCUAGAUACCACACUUAUUUUAAAAGAUACAGAAGCUGUAAUGGCUUUUCUUGAAGCUAAGCUGCGUGAAGAAAACAAAACAGACGAAGGACCUGAAACUCCCAGCUAUAACAGAGAUAAUUCCAUUUCACCUGAAUCAGAUGUGGAUACUGCUAGUACAAUUAGUCUAGUUACUGGCGAUAGUGAAAGAAAAUCAACUCAGAAACGAAAAAGCUUUACUACCCUCUACAAAGAUAGGUGUUCUACUGGUUCUCCUUCUAGAGAUGUUUUGAAGUCAUCUACAAGUACAAGAGACAAAAUUGAAAAGCGAACGAAAAGCCGUUCUUCUGAUGCUGCUUCUAGAGGUGAUACACGCAAGAUUGUGCAGAACAGUGGCAGAAUGAGGCAACCUUCAGUAGAUUUAACAGAUGAUGACCAAACUUCUAGUGUACCUCAUUCUGCUAUUUCUGAUAUCUUAUCUUCUGACCAGGAAACGUGCUCUGGUAAAUCACAUGGAAGGACUUCUUUUACCUCAGCAGAUGAACAUUUGCAUUCCAAAACAGAAGGCCUUAAGUCAGCUAAACUGAAGACUUCUUCAGCAUCAGCUGGGCAGUCCAGUAAGUCAACUACCCUACCAAGGCCUCGCCCCACAAGGACUUCUCUCUUGCGUAGAGCACGGCUUGGUGAAGUCUCAGAUAGUGAACUUGCAGAUGCAGAUAAAGCAUCAGUAGCUUCUGAAGUAUCAACUACAAGUUCUACAUCCAAGCCCCCAUCAGGAAGAAGAAAUGUCUCCAGAAUUGACUUACUUGCACAACCACGCAGAAAUAGGCUUGGUUCUUUAUCAGCACGUAGCGACUCUGAAGCAACAAUAACUAGAAGCACUACAUCAUCUCGUACUCCAGAAGCCCUAAUUAGAAGUGGCAUUAGGCUAACACCACCAGCAGAUGGUGCUAAAGUUUCUCCCAGAGUAAGAGCAAAUAGCAUUUCUCGACUAUCGGACUCCAAAGCCAAAUCUUUGUCUUCAGCCCAUAAUUCUCCAUCAGUAAAUUCAAGAUGGAGGCGCUUUCCUACAGAUUAUGCUUCCACCUCAGAGGAUGAAUUUGGAUCAAACCGUAAUUCUCCUAAACAUGCCCGUCUACGUACUUCUCCAGCCCUGAAAACUACUCGAUUGCAGAGCAUUGGAACUCCAACCCAAGCUAGCAAUAUCUUCAAACAUAGGAUAAAGGAACAAGAAGACUACAUUCGCGAUUGGACUGCUCAUCGAGAAGAAAUAGCAAGGAUCAGUCAGGACCUGGCUCUCAUCGCACGGGAAAUCAAUGAUGUAGCAGGAGAGAUAGAUUCGGUGACUUCAUCAGGCACUGCUCCCAGUACCACAGUAAGCACUGCUGCCACCACCCCUGGCUCUGCCAUAGACACUAGAGAAGAGCUAGUUGACCGUGUAUUUGAUGAAAGUCUAAACUUCAGAAAGAUUCCUCCAAUAGUAAAUGCGAAAACGCCCGAUGGGAACAAUCGGCCCAACGAUCCUAAACCACAGCCAACAGAUCUUCCUGAACCCCCAACAAUUACACACCGACGAACCUGGAGUAGGGAUGAAGUUAUGGGAGAUACCCUGCUGUUGUCUUCAGUAUUCCAGUUUUCUCGGAAGAUUAGACAAUCCAUAGAUAAAACAGCUGGCAAAAUCAGAAUACUGUUUAAGGACAAAGACCGGAACUGGGAAGAUAUUGAAAAGAAACUGCGAGCUGAAACUGAUGUUCCAAUUGUGAAAACGUCAAGCAUGGAGAUAUCAUCAAUAUUACAAGAACUGAAGAGAGUAGAAAAGCAACUACAAGUGAUAAAUUCAAUGAUUGACCCUGAUGGAACAUUAGACGCCCUGAGCAAUUUGGGAUUUGCUAACCCAGUCCAAGCCGCUCAACCCAAGCAGAAGUCCAGCUCUAUCUCUCAAAGUGCCCAUCCUCAGACACAACAAAACUGUCAGCCAGAAGCAAGGGCUGUUCGCCCAGCCAUUGUGUCUGCUUCAAGUGAACUUGGCAGUGUUGAAGCGGAGCACGAUUUCAGCAUACAUUUUAAUAGAUUCAAUCCCGAUGGAGAGGAAGAAGACCCAGCUUUGCGUGAAUGACAUAAAUGUUGUCCAGUACCUUUUAGUAUUGAAUGUGUAGAAUUCGUUUUGAGUCAUGGCGUCGUUCGUUCAAGAGUUGAAAAGCUUGGCAAAAUUGCCAUUGCUUUGUUAUACCAACUAUUUAACUGUGAUGCUUUGGAUGUCCCACAUCUCUUGAGGUAAACAUUGGACCCAACAUAGACAAAGCAGUUUGUGAUGAUUUUGUGGGCUUUGUAACCACU
Euleptes europaea (tarantolino) is the source of this 5237-nucleotide messenger RNA. RefSeq names its product centrosomal protein 170 (gene CEP170). The record is from RefSeq and is a predicted model, not a curated record. Gene Ontology annotation, cellular component: centriole. Bases 88 to 5016 code for a protein of 1642 amino acids. NCBI's taxonomy places the organism in Eukaryota, Metazoa, Chordata, Lepidosauria, Squamata, Sphaerodactylidae. Gene Ontology annotation, molecular function: protein binding. The transcript has 19 exons.